Molecule: messenger RNA, 1077 nt
Organism: Cyprinus carpio (common carp)
Lineage: Eukaryota; Metazoa; Chordata; Actinopteri; Cypriniformes; Cyprinidae
Product: single-stranded DNA-binding protein, mitochondrial
Biological process (GO): positive regulation of helicase activity; mitochondrial DNA replication
Cellular component (GO): mitochondrial nucleoid
Molecular function (GO): single-stranded DNA binding
Source: RefSeq, a predicted model, not a curated record
GGUCAUUGAGCAUCAAGAUCUUGUGAACUUGUACUGUAAGUCGAAGUUAAUCUUUACAUUUGUCUUUUAAAUAAACUGCGAAGACCAUAAAGAUUCUAAAUCACAAUCACUGUUACACGCGUCUCCUGAACGUGAUUAGUUCAUUUGUAACGUGACGUUAAGUGAACGGCGGGAGAUUAACACGUGUUUCAUCAUUGGAUUUGCUGUCAUUUUCUUUAAUAGUGUGACUGACCUGUCUUCCUCAUCAUCCUCAGAGUUGAGAAGAUGUUGAGAAAUGUCUCCGCACAGAUUCUUAAACAGCUCGUCCGACACAGGACUACAGAUGCAAGUCUGAUCUUGGAGAGAUCUAUUAACCGGGUGCAGCUGCUCGGGCGAGUGGGGCAGGACCCCGUCAUGAGACAGGUGGAGGGCAGAAACCCCGUCACCAUCUUCUCCAUGGCAACAAACGAGAUGUGGCAGUCAGGGGAGGGAGAACCAACAAGUACAGGAGAUGUCAGCCAGAAAACAACAUGGCACAGAAUUUCAGUAUUCAAACCAGGCCUGAGAGAUGUGGCGUAUCAGUAUGUGAAGAAAGGGUCUCGGAUUCUUGUGGAAGGAAAGCUUGACUAUGGAGAGUACACAGAUAAAAACAACGUCAGGCGACAGGCAACAACUAUUAUCGCAGAUAAUAUUGUGUUUUUAAGUGAAAAUUUGCGAGACCAGUAAUGAAGACGCCUUCCCAGACUUUAGGAACCAAAAGAAGAUAUUUUCUAUAGUGUUACUCUGCUCACUGACGUUAAACUCUGUGUAUCAUUGUGUCUGGCCUUCACAGUUACACAUAGACAUACAAAGUUAUGUUUUUUGUAUGAUUGUGUCCUGCGGUCUUCCCCGACAGAGGGAGCUGACAGAAAGCACUUUGACAUGUGAACACUUUCAGAGCCAUGCACUGGAUCACACUCUCUUUGUAUAAGCAGAAAUGUGAAAUUUCCCUUUUUUAGGACUUAAAAGCAUCAUGUUUAAAGUUAUGUCUAACCAAAUCACAGUUUGUUGUAAUGUCUUGUUAAUGUUCAUGAAUAAAUGUAAUAGUUUGUCAGUAAA